CCCUGUGUUUAUAUUUCAGACAAUACUUAGUAAUGUAGAUUACAUUGUACAGGGGAACAUAAUACCUCAUACCUCUUAGACAGGUGGGAACUGUGCAGAUUUUUCAUGCAGAACAAGCUCUUAAAAUAUGACGCAGCUGCAGUAAAAAUACCCUGCACUAUGAAGUACUGAGACAUAAUGCAACUCAGACCACCAACAGCAACAGCUUACAAACUGCGCAAAUGUACCCCUCGGAAGUGGGCUGAUGACUAUUCUUUAACAUUUAAAUGCAUAUCACGAACACCAGAGUCUAGUUUUCACUGUGACUGCACAAUGCUGACUGGUAAAGGAUUUGAGAGACCAGUUUCCAUCAGUGUUUUAUGCAUUUAAAUCCAAGUAUUUAAAGACUACUUUUCUGCGCAGACCAGCUCACUCACAGUCAUAUCUUUGAGAUUUUGAGCAGGGAUGAAUAUUGUGCACUGUGCUGUUAAUCCAUGUUAGGAUUAGGUAAAGCCUUGGCCACACUGAAACUGGGUUCAAAAUGCCAUGGCAACGACAAGAAUGGGGGCGAUAAAACACUUGAGUAGUGAGCAGCGCAGCGGCUUCUUGUGCCGUACCGGCGAAGGCGAUGCUCUUUCGCAGAAAAUAUGUGUUGUGUGAGAGGUGCCUCCCCGCCUGUUGGGUUCAACUAAUGCGCAUCACGAGACUUUGUGGAUGGAGGGUUAUAUUUAGCCCCUGGGAGAAAAAUCCUCUGAAUGACUGGCUUGGUUUUUGUCAAGGACCUGCUGGUGGACACUUGAGCGUGCUGCAGCAGAGGGUGGACGAAGAAGACGAGGAGGAGGAGGAGGAGGGGGGAUGGCCGCUGUGCAUAAAUACCAAAAUAGGACAGGGUUGAGUUCGACCGUCCUGCAUGAGCUAAAUUGAGGUUCAUGUGUUUUGGGAGAGGAGCGUUCAAAGAGAGGACACUGUGGAGUGUCGGUGUCGGUCAGCACGGUGCAUUCAUGGAAACAGGAUGAGAGGUAACAUGUCGCAUGAGCAGGCCGAAAUCUACACAUACGACUUCUGUGAUGGUGACCAUGCAGCAGAGGUCCUGGAUGCUCUUAGGCAUUUCUACAUCAGUGGUCUGUUUGCCGACGUUACCCUGCAGUGUGGCGAGUCCGGACAGGUGUUUCACUGCCACAAGGCGCUGCUGUCGGCCCGCAGCUCUUAUUUCAAAGUCAUGUUCACAGCGGAUAUGAGGGAGAGGUCAAACAGCGUCAUCAAACUGAACGGGGUGGACUGUGCUGUCCUGGGUGCUCUGGUGGACUAUGUGUACACGGCUCAGGUGCGCAUCACCGAGAGCAGCGUGCAGAGCCUGCUGGAGGCUGCAGACCUCCUGCAGUUUGUUUCUGUGAAGCAGGCCUGUGAGGAGUUUCUCAUUCGCCUCCUGGAUGUGGACAACUGCCUGGGGAUGCACGCUUUCGCCCAGCUGCACCUGUGCCCCGGGCUGGAGAGGGAGGCCCGCAGAGUGAUGCUGAGCAGGUUAACGGAGCUCAUGCUGCAGGAGGAGUUCCUGGAGCUGGACCACGAGAAGAUGAGAUCCCUUUUGGCUGUGACCCUCGCUGUGCAGAGGGAUGAGGUGUUGAUAGAUGCCAUAGCCAAAUGGGUCACACAUGACUUGGAUAAUCGUAUUCAGCAUGCUGCAGAGUUGCUGCACUUCAUCCAUAUGGACCUGGAUGAGAUUUACUUCAAGGCUACCGUGGAGGCGCACAGACAAUGCUUGUUGAAAAGAGAAGGCAAAUUUAAAUCUCUGAUCAUUCAGGCUUUAAGGUCCAAUGGCAAAGAGGUGUCUGCGAACAGAAAAAUGUCUGCCAGCAUGUACGUCAUCGGUGGAUACUACUGGCACCCUCUUUGUGAGGUUCACAUAUGGGACCCUGUCAGCAACACUUGGGUGCAAGGAAAAGAUAUGCCUGACCAUGCAAGGGAGAGCUACAGCGUCAGUUUACUUGGAGCAAAUAUCUAUGUGACUGGGGGUUACAGGACAAACACUGUUGAGGCUCUGGACACAGUGUCAGUUUAUAACUGUGACUAUGAUGAAUGGACAGAAGGUUGCUCCAUGAUCACAGCUAGAUACUACCAUUGCUCUGUGGCGUUGCAUGGCUGCGUAUAUGCUAUCGGAGGCUACAGGGGAGGAGCUCCAGAGCCGGAGACAGAAUUUUAUGAUCCGUUGAAAAAGAAAUGGUUCCCUGUGGCCAAAAUGAUCCAAGGUGUAGGAAAUGCCACUGCCUGUGUAAUGGGAGAUAAAAUCUAUGUGAGCGGAGGUCACUAUGGGUACAGAGGAAACUGCACCUAUGAGAAAAUCCAAGUCUACCGGCCGGAUGUCAACGAGUGGAGCAUCAUUACAAAAAGUCCCCAUCCAGAGUACGGGCUGUGCUCUGUGUCUCUGGAGGACAUGCUGUAUUUGGUGGGCGGACAGACGACUAUCGCAGACUGCUACAAUGGAGACAAAGAUGAAUGGAGAUCAAUAUCAGUGAUGAAGGAGAGGAGGAUGGAGUGUGGGGCUGUGGUAAUAAAUGGUUGUAUUUAUGUAACAGGGGGAUACUCCUACUCAAAGGGGACUUAUCUGCAGAGCAUUGAGAAAUAUGACCCACAGUUGGACUCUUGGGAGAUUGUGGGGACUCUGCCCGGCCCGGCCAGGUCACAUGGAUGUGUUUGUGUUUUCGGUGUUUAGUGUCAAACCCUUAUCACAAAUGUUGUCAUUUUGUGCCAAAUAGAUCAAUUGGUGAACUGUAUUUUGUCAGUGUGUGCAAAUGUAGGCUACACUAUGACACAAGAUGUUAAGUUAGCCUGUGUUGUGCGCCAGGUAAUUGCCUUUAGACAGCUACACGUAGGCCAAACUGUGAACAUAAUGAAGAACAAGCAAUUUCAGUUGAAACUCAGGGGCUUCACAAUUAGCAUUUAAGCUUAUUUUAGGUAUUUAUGUUUUAAUAGAUUGAAAGGAAAGUCUGAAAAAUGAAAGAAGAUAUUUUAGUAUUAAUCAGUCCAUUUAAUAUAUAAACACAGAAUCCACCUCAGACUACUGAUGCACUAUAGGGCACUCCAAGGCUGCUACUUGAUUGAAUAAAUCACUGCUCUAAUAAUGUGAUCUCUGCCUGAAUUAAUGAGUGAAGUCCAAAUGGUGCACAUUGGACAAUCCUUAUGUAAACAGUGACACUAAAGCGGUCACAUAAAGUUCAUCAUGUUGGUU
Molecule: messenger RNA, 3205 nt
Organism: Scatophagus argus
Lineage: Eukaryota; Metazoa; Chordata; Actinopteri; Scatophagidae
Gene: klhl23
Product: kelch-like family member 23
Exons: 4
Coding region: 992-2689 (565 amino acids)
Molecular function (GO): protein binding
Source: RefSeq, a predicted model, not a curated record